AUGAGAGGGGAAAAGAUAUGGAGAAGCCCAGCGCAAAGCAAAUGAUAACGAUCGAUGGGAAAGAUAUGAUGCGCAAUUGCCCAAGCAACCUGGAGAGAACUUGGGCACCAACGAGCCAGAUCUAGAGAGGCUCACUGCACGCGGCGAAAAGGAAAAGGACAAGCACCAAGAACAUCGAGAGUCAAGAAAGAACGAUUCCCAUUGGCUCCCCAGGCCUUCGCAUUGAUCCAGCCCUCGGCACUGCGCGUCAGGCGCCGCAUUAAAGCCCAAAAUGGAGCGCCGGAGAGUGGGGAAAAGUAGCCGUGGAGGAAGCGCGAGGGUGGCAGGAGUGAGGAUGACUGUUGGUUGAGAGUCGGAUUUGGACUUGAACUUGCUGCACCGGUACCCAAGCUGCACCUCUUCUCCUGACCGCCAUCUCGGGGCUUGGCAUAUACCCUCUCUCCAACACCCACCCUACUCCUCCCGCUCCUUCCCCCCCAGUGCCUCUACGCCACACCUAUCUCUGACCGCCAUGUCCCAACACGACCCAAGUUCUCCCACUGCCUCCCAGCACCAGUUCAAUCCCUACUCCAACACAAACUCCUACGCCGACUCAACUUCUACUCCACUGCCAGAGGGACAGACAACUCCCUUCCUCUCUCCUCCCGAUCUACCUUUCCUAAACAACGACCCUCAAUCUCUCGCUUCAACCCCUCGAGGAAGCGCCGCUUAUGCCGACAGCUUUGGUCAAAACGCAAGCAACGCCAACCUCAAUGCCGGUUCUGCUAUUGGGAAUGACAAUGACACUCCCUUGAUGGGUGGAAAGGAAUACGUCGAUGAUUCCAGUCAGGGUUUGGGCAUCAUCGCUAGAGAUCCUACCAAGAACAAACCCUUGUAUAAACGGCCUGUCUUUUGGCUUGCUUCUUCUGCUGCACUGGUGGCUAUCAUCUUGGCCGUCAUCUUACCCGUCUACUUUGUCGUCAUCAAACCGAACCAAAAUCUCACUGCUUCUGGUGGUUCGUCCAGCGGUGACUCUACUGGUGGUGGUGCCAAUGGCGGGGGUACUGGUGGGGGAGGGGGUGGGGCAGCUGGAGGGGGAGGCAAGACGAAUGCCGUUACUGGUGGAGAUGGCAGUACCAUCACAAAAGACGACGGGUCCACGUUCGUUUAUAGGAAUCAGUUUGGAGGUUUCUGGGUAUCCGAUCCAGAAAACCCUUUCCUUGAUAACGCUCAACCAAAUAGCUGGACCCCGCCUCUUAAUACCUCUUGGCGCUGGGGCGUAGAUCGCGUUAAUGGUACCUUUGGUACGGUUAUCUCGACAGUUCCGACGUGCCAACCCUCGUUCCUCCUUGGUUCACCGAUGUGUCUCUGUGUUCAUAUGAGAUAUGCAUCCCAAUGCACACCCACAUCCGUCUUUUCGCUCUCUUAUCUUCUCCACACAUGCCCAUUCUUGCAUAAAAAUCUCUCACUGACCUCCUCUUUCUCCCCAAUCCCUCAUGAACACAGAGUCAACCUAGGCGGUCUCUUCGUGCUCGAACCCUUCAUCUCACCCGCGCUCUACCAACCGUUCAAUGGCAGCGCGAUGGACGAGUGGACGCUUUCGACGUUGCUGGGGGAUCAGUUGCAGAGUACGCUGGAGGAGCAUUAUCAGACGUUUAUUACGGAGGAGGAUAUUGCGCAGAUUGCUGGUGCGGGCCUCAACUGGAUCCGACUCCCCGUUCCCUUCUGGGCCAUCGAGACCUGGUCCAACGUCGGAACAGACGCUACUACUGGCGCUACGGUCUCCGAACCGUUCCUAGAGAAAGUAUGCUGGAAGUAUAUCCUGAGAGUGCUUGGGUGGGCUAGGAAGUAUGGUUUGAGGGUCAAUCUGGACUUGCAUAGCGUGCCUGGGUCGCAGAACGGUUAUAACCAUUCUGGUAAAGGUGGCAAACCGAACUUUUUGAAUGGGGUUAUGGGUGUUGCGAAUGCUCAGCGGACGUUGGAUUAUAUUAGGACGUUUGCGCAGUUUAUCUCUCAGCCCGAGUACGAACAUGUCGUACCCAUGUUUGGCAUCGUCAAUGAGGCUUUGGUGCAGGUUAUUGGGCAAGACCAGAUUACCGCCUUCUACCUCCAUGCACAUAACAUGAUUCGUGAUAUCACUGGCAUUGGGGAAGGGAAAGGCCCGUAUAUCGCUAUUCAUGAUGGGUUUAUUGGGAUUAGUAAAUGGGCUGGGUUCUUGCCUGGGAGUGAUCGUAUGGUUUUGGACACUCACCCGUACUUUGCUUUCGAUGGUCAACCGAACGACGAACCAAUCGACAUACCUGCCGUUGGAGGCGAUGGUACGACCCUGGGCGGACAGUGGCCUAGACAAGCUUGUUCAGCUUGGGGCAACAGUGUCAAUGGAAGUCGGUCGAAUUUCGGUGUGACUGUCGCGGGAGAAUUCAGUAACGCGUUCAACGACUGUGGAUUGUUCAUCAACGGUGUCGCCAAUGGUCCUCGUUCGAAAGCGGAUUGUGAUGUGUUCACGGAUCCGUCGAAGUGGACUGACAACAUCAAGGCUGGCGUGAAGGAGUUCGCGUUGGCUAGUAUGGACGCUCUGGGAGACUGGUUCUUCUGGACUUGGAAGAUUGGAAACUCCACUGCGGGCAUAGUGCAAUCACCUUUAUGGUCGUACCAGCUUGGCCUUGAGAACGGAUGGAUGCCCACCGAUCCUCGUGAAGCUAUCGGCAAAUGCGCCUCCCUCGGUGUCCAGGGAAAUCCUUUCGCGGGCACUUUUGAAUCAUGGCAGACAGGCGGAGCGGGCGCAGGUACCAUUGCCCCCAGUGUAAGCUCACAAUUCGGGACUUUCCCACCAACGACAAUUGCCAACGUCCCUGCUGCAAGCAUCACACUCUUACCCACUUAUACAAGUACAGGCGGUAUCCAAACUUUGCCUCCGCCGACGUUCUCGCCUGCACCGACCAAGUCCAUCAAUGUAGGCAACGGAUGGGCAAAUAUCGCUGAUACAGCUAGCUUCGUAACCCCGAUAUCCGCCUGCGCGUACCCUAACGCUUGGAGUGCAGUCGAUGCCCCUGUACCCACCGCUUGUGGCGGCUCUGCUGCGACCGCGCGGUGAGCCCUCAAGCCAUUCCAAGGAAUAGUCGAGGCUGGAUGUCCGGUGUCGCGGAAGGGCCGGAUACUAGUUUUGGGAUGGUUAGAGGUUUGGCGUGCAUUUGUGGCUGAGGGGAGGGAGAUGACAAUGAUAGGGGCCAUUUUAUCACCACCGAUUUUCUAUUCUUCUUCUUUUUAGUUGCAUUCCCUUUUGUGUUUCGCUUGUGGUGCAUCGAAGGGCGUUAUGGGAGGUUUCACCAUCGAGUGUUGGGCGGAGGUUCUUGGGUCAUGGGUUCUGGACAUCACCUUCUGUGGCUUAUGGCUCAUUGACGAGAUUCCGGCGGCUCUCUGCAUCACCCUUCUUUCUUGGAUUCUUGGACGAUCUCUCAAGUUUCUGCGCCACUGUUGCGGUACACAUGAACACUUAUCCCUUCACGCAGAGACACGUUUCUUUUUUGGCGCGCCUACCUCGUACGCAUGACUAUCUUCAUCUUAGACCCCCUUUUCUCGAUGGCGAUUCAAAUUCGUCACUCGUUUAUCCUUCUUUAUACCCCUGAUAGGAACUUGAUGUACAAUAUCUGUAUCAUCAUUGGACACACGGACAAACUAGCAGUAUCAUUCCUUACUUUACUUUAUUUUAUUUUAUUCCCCAGUCAUCGCUCGUGUGUACCACCAUCUUGAGUCUUAUAUGUCUUUCCUUUCCUCUCUAUUCCCGUACUCUUUGGAUAGCCGAAAUAUCCUAACAUCUGGAUACUUAGAAGCUCUAUGCAUCGAAUGAUUCAAAUUACUCCAGCCUGGACUAGGUACCCCUCGAAAGACCAAUAUUUAAAGUCUCCCAUCCUUUGGGUUCGGAAUAUAUGGUCCGCUUAUAGAUCUGACCACAGUGCGCACCACAAGUCCGAGACAAUUGAUGGCCCAGGUUUUGAGUUCAACGUGACAAAGCUUAUUAGAGAAGUUUACUAGUAUUGGGAGUCUUCGAAGCCUUCGCGGAAGAAGUUCUUUUCUUACGCGAGAGCCUGAGGGUCUCGCUUGCAGUCAGCCACAUUGAUGUAAGUCCUGGAUCUUCUU
Somion occarium is the source of this 4116-nucleotide messenger RNA. The record is from the annotation of a GenBank genome assembly. NCBI's taxonomy places the organism in Eukaryota, Fungi, Basidiomycota, Agaricomycetes, Polyporales, Cerrenaceae.